Molecule: messenger RNA, 603 nt
Organism: Penicillium brasilianum
Lineage: Eukaryota; Fungi; Ascomycota; Eurotiomycetes; Eurotiales; Aspergillaceae
Source: the annotation of a GenBank genome assembly
AUGUAUCCUCGGUACCUCUAUGGUGUCUUGACGACCACCUUUGUGGUGGUCGGGCUGUAUAUGCUCUUCCAGGGAGAGGGUGAAGCUUUCAAUGUCGGCCGUUUCUUGGAAGAGGUAUCUCCGUACGCCUGGGCAAACAUUGGUAUCGGGUUGUGUAUUGGUUGUUCGACCAUUGGUGCUGCAUGGGGUAUCUUCCUUACGGGCUCUUCGAUCGUCGGUGGUGGUGUGCGGGCACCCCGAAUCCGCACCAAGAACUUGAUUUCCAUCAUUUUCUGUGAGGUCGUGGCCAUCUACGGUGUCAUCAUUGCCAUUAUCUUCUCCUCGAAGCUCUCUCCGGUCCCCGAGAGCCAGCUCUACACUCAGAGCAACUAUUACACGGGUUAUGCUCUAUUUUGGGGAGGUAUCACCGUCGGAUUCUGCAAUCUGAUCUGCGGUGUCUCGGUCGGUAUCAACGGCAGUGGCGCUGCUCUUGCGGACGCCGUUGACCCUAGCUUGUUCGUCCGCAUUCUCGUUAUCGAGAUUUUCAGUUCGGUCCUGGGUCUGUUUGGCUUGAUCAUCGGCCUUCUGGUUGGUAGUAAGGCCUUGGAUAUGGGUGCGGCUUAA